Messenger RNA from Lycium barbarum (goji berry), 2409 nucleotides. Its product is annotated as BTB/POZ domain-containing protein At3g05675. The record is from RefSeq and is a predicted model, not a curated record. The transcript is spliced from 8 exons. NCBI's taxonomy places the organism in Eukaryota, Viridiplantae, Streptophyta, Magnoliopsida, Solanales, Solanaceae. Bases 804 to 2144 code for a protein of 446 amino acids.
UAAACAUUUUCAAGCAUUACCUUCCUCAAAGUUUCCCUUACAAAAAGUUAAAACUCUAACCACUUUAUAUUUCCAAUUUUCUACUAUUUUAAACAGUUCCAAGAAUCAAAUGCCCAAAUCCCCUAAAUUGUAUCUACUCUUUGCUUCACAAAUUUGAAGAACAACAACUCUAAAUCUACUUGAUAAAAGAAAAUAAAAAAAUAGGGCAACUCAUAAUGAAUAUUAAAGAUAUAUACUGGAAGACUUUGGUAUGUGUGCCUGAGUGAAGGGGAAGUAAAGAAAGGAGCUAGCUUGAUAAUCUUGAAAAUGGGGUUCAUGAGGGGAAGGAGAAUUUGGGUCAUUUUGGAUAAAGGUUUAGCAGUCGAGCAUAUACAAAGAAGAUCCAUUAUAUGACCAAGCAAAUCUAGGAGCGUGCGGGAAAGUUGGCCCUUCAAAAGGGAGUAUUUGAUUACCUUAAUGGAGCUGGAUUGCAUUCUUCACUCGCCAAUCCCUGGAUUAACUUAACUUCUUAGUCUUUCAUUGAUCAUCUAUGCAUGCUUAUGUGUCCUAACUUGUUUGUCAAAGACGCUUAUUGGCUGCAGGUCCAUUUUCAUGGUUAUCCAUGCAUCAAAUAAGCACAACUUUAAAGUGUAAACCUUGGAGGUCAGAGUUCAAAUUCCACGUUAGGUGAUUUCUUUCCAUCCCUCUAAGCCCUGGUGGGUAGAGUUGCUCGGUAGCUGUGCUGGUGGGAGAUAGUGGGUACUCAAAGGAAUAGACGAGGUCUGACAAUGCAUCGAAGCUACACCAAUUAGUCUUGUGCAUUAAUGGAGAUAGCCCCUAAUGAAUUGAAGACACCAAGCAAGAUCGGAGAUAGACCAACCAGUGAUGUUGUUGUAAGACUUAGAACACAGGACGGCCGUGAUGAUUGGCUUUACUGCCAUUCACAUAUUCUCGUCGAAGAGAGCAAAUAUUUUGCUGAUCGGUUAUCAGAUAGUUGGCCGACAUGUCAGAUUCUCGAUUCACGCAAUUGUGUUGAGGUUUACUGUGAAGAACCCGACCUGGACUCCCAUGUCAAUGUCCUUCGACUCUUUUAUGUCGUUGCAGAUGGCUUAAUGACGGAAAUUUGCCACGGUGUCAAGAAUGCACUUGGCAUUUUGCGAGUUGCUGUCAAGCUCGGAUGCCCGAGAGUUAUUGCAGUUUGUGUGGAUUAUUUGGAAGCAGUCCCGUGGGAGGAAGCGGAAGAGGAGGAGAUAUUAAAUACUAUACCAGGCAUGGGAUCUAAUACGGAACUGGUACUUGCUCGCCUCCAACCAGUCAAUCCUACUGCAGUAAUGAAGAUUUUUCUUGCAGCACUUCAAUUUGCCACGUCAUCACCUCCUUCACCUUUAAAUGAUCUGAAAAACACUGCUCAAGAACAGCUCGAAUACAUGCUUACUGAGGAUGAUGAUGCUCCUUUACUGACUGCCGAUGAAAAAAUAAAGCUAGAAGUCAUGCGAUGUGUCCAGAACCUGUUCGAUAGAUUUAAAAGCCUUGUAGAAUCUCUACUGUGUGACCUCCAAGAAUCGAUUUCGGAUCCGGGGAAAAUGCAAUCGUUGCAUUCUUGCUUAACAGAUUUGUUAUGGGCGUGUCAGAUAUUAGGGAAGCUGGAGAUUAAUCGAGAUUUUGUUUGCAGCUGGACGGAGUUGUCAGUGAAAGUACUAACAAUCGUUCAACAAAAAGAUGCAGAAAAUGAAAUUCUAAAGACGAAGUUGAAGGUUCUCGAGGUGACAACAAAAGUAUUAGAAGCAGUAGGAUAUGGCGUAGUUGUGUUACCUACAGUAAAACGACUUCACAUGGUGAAGCUCUGGCUUCCUUUUGUCCGGACCGUGAAGCCUUUAGUCGAUUCUGUCAUGGAAACCGAGGAUGAUAUCACAUUAAAAGUCGAUGGCGACAUCUGGCAAUCGUUGGAGUCGGCAUUUGUUGCUAUUAUACUUACAUUGCCAUCAGUCGAUCAGGCGGACAUUUUAACGGAGUGGUUCGAAAAUCAGCAGAUUUGGUAUCCAGACUUAACCGAGGCAUUUGAAGUGUGGUGUUAUCGGUCCAAGGUUGCCAAGCGAAGGCUGACAACACUGGGUGAAGAGCAUAAUAUGGCUAAGGCAGAUCUUUGGAGAGUUCGAGCAACAUAGAAGACAGAUGGUUAUCCUUGUGCGAGUGCUCAGAAUUGUUGCUAGUCGUUCGAGUGAGUUGUUUUCCUAUGAAACUUGAACGACUGCUGUUUUCCUUCAAUUGGACAUUAAAAUUAAAUUUUAGACGAAGAGAUUAGAACUAGAACAGGACGUGAAGCAGUAAAUUUAUCGUUAAACCAUUGAUUUUCAGUUGAUUUAUUGUAUAACCUUAUUACACUGAGCAUUUAUCUUAUCAUAUUUUAACCUAAGUUCAGAACUUGUCACA